CGUCUCAAAGAAUCUAGAAGAAUCUGGAAGAAUCGCUUGAAAAAAGCGAAGCGAAGAUGCUUAUCUGUCGCGAUCGAUUAUUUAUUUCGAGAACGAUGAGGGACCAUCGGUUGCAUAACAAUUUUCCACGGAAAAAAUGGUCUUUGCGCUUCGGUCUGCUGUUCGUCUACGUUCUGGUGCAGUACGUCACCUCCACGAAGGUAUCCAACGAGGAAACGUCGCCCUCCACUUACCCGACCAGUUGGACGGAGAACGAGGAGAGCUGGACCGAGGAAACAACUUUGGAGUCCAGCACCUUGGAGGUGGGCACCGUCGUGGCGGAGACCAAGACGAACGAAGAGAAACCGACAUCGGUGGGGAGCGUAAAUCCGCGAGAGAACACCGAGAAGGGCGAGCCGAAAGGCAACAAGAACGCGGAACGAAAAACCUUGCAAGACAAAUCAACGAAGAUAGUCCAUGGACAGUCGAAGGAGGACUCGCAGGGGAAGGGGACCGAUUUGAAGAAGGACAUUCCAGCAGUUGCGACGAAGAACACCCCGAGAACCACAACGGCUCCACUAGCGGUGACCACGGUGAAGUACGAGCGUGCAACUUGGAGACCGCGGAGAGAGAAUUGUUCACCACCGGCUAUCGAACAAUUUCCAAGGCCGUUGAUGGGACCGAACGCUAGGAAACACGGGGGAUUGAUUAUACACAUACUGGUUGCUAUUUACACGUUUUUGGGGCUCGCGAUCGUUUGCGACGACUACUUUGUCUCCAGUUUGGACAGAAUCUGCGAAGAGCUGCGUCUGUCUCCGGAUGUCGCCGGCGCAACUUUUAUGGCCGCGGGCUCGUCGGCUCCAGAACUAGCGACCGUCGUCAUUGGAGUGUUCUUCGCGAAGGACGACAUCGGAGUGAGCGGCGUGAUCGGAAGCGCGGUGUUCAAUAUAAUGUUCGUGAUUUCGGUUUGUGGAUUAUGCACGACAACGGUGUCCAAAUUGAAUUGGUGGCCCCUGUGCCGAGACUGUUUCUUCUACGCCGUAUCCAUACUGGUUAUGCUCGGUACAAUUUACAACGAAUCGAUAUCCUGGAUGGAGUCUUUGUUUAUGUUGAUCAUGUACGGGGUGUAUUGCGUCGUGUUGUCUUUCAACGCUCGACUGGAACGGUGGGCGAAGUCGUACAAUAUACCGUUCCUUCCGAAGGACGACGAACCGGCGGAAGAAAGCGCGCUGGUCAGUUACAGAUCGCUGCAGGAAGAUCGAUUGUCGUACACGGGUCCGAACUCGCCCGUCACGGAUCAGUAUAAAACUCAAGAGGGAGGGAUAGAAGGAGGCGCUAUGCCGGAAUCGAACGAACCGCCGGUUAUGAAGCAACCCGAGUAUUACAAAGCCAAAGAACCCGAUCCCAACGAGGCAUCGCCGCUGGAGAGGCCCGUCGACGCCAGUCAAUGGACCCUGUUCACUUGGGGACUCGUGUAUCCGAUUCAUUUCAUGUGCCGCGCGACGAUGCCCGAUUGUCGGCAGGAGAAGUUCCGAAACUGGUAUCCGUUCACAUUCUGCGUGUCGAUGGUGUGGAUCAGUUUCUACAGUUACAUCAUGGUGUGGAUGAUUACGAUCAUAGGCAGCACUCUCGGUAUACCCGACACGGUGAUGGGUUUAACUUUCGUCGCUGCCGGUGUCAGCGUGCCGGACGCACUCUCCUCGUUGGCAGUGAUCAAAGAAGGCCUCGGCGACAUGGCGGUAAGCAACGCCGUUGGCAGUAACGUCUUCGAUAUUCUAGUUUGUCUCGGGCUUCCGUGGUUCAUACAGACAGCUAUGAUACAACCUGGUUCGCACGUGAACGUUACCAGCCGAGGCUUAACGUACUCAACGGUGUCUCUGCUGUCGACGGUGAUAUUUUUGGUACUAGCGACUCACUUGAACGGCUGGAAACUGGAUCGACGAUAUGGAGUGGUACUCAUGCUUUGGUACUUGGUGUUCAUCGUAUUUGCCUCGUUAUACGAGUUGAAUAUCUUCGGUGAAAUGAACCCCCCGGUAUGUCCUAGUUCGUUUUAAAGGGACGUUGUGGAAAGCAAAGUAUACUUGAUAACUUUGUUACUCGUUGCAUCCGAUCGCGUAACAUCGUGCUGCGUUGCGCCAUGUCGCAUGCCUACUGUGCAGAAGGAACAACUGCUAUUUAGAGACUCGAAGACACUUGCCGCAACGAUACCGGAAUGUUAUCUUGUGUUUCUUUCUCUUUUUCUUUCUCGUUUUCUUUCUCUUUCUCUGUCUCUUGCUCUUUUCCCUUUUCCUUUCCCUUUAAUGUUUUCAAAAUGUUCCAUUUCAACGUGAAAUUGAAAUAUUCGCGGCUGGCGUAUCCUUUUCAGGAUAAUAUCGAUUUGUGGUUACCCUUUCUAGAGGCGUAUCGCGUACCCCUCAGAAAUCUUUUGGCGGAACACAGCAGAGACUGAAGCGACGCAUUUGUUUGCACUGUUUCAUCGCUUCUUACUUCCAGUAAAUGUUAGUUCAGAAACGAAACGAAACGAAACGAAACGAAACCACACUGAACGUCUAAUUCCCAGCGAUAGAUGCUUGCUAUUCCUGCAUAGUAUGUCCGAAAUGGAGAAAUGUCUCUGUACUGUGACGGAAAUAACGUUUUCUUUUACGCUUAAUGUCGAUAUAUUAUGAUCUUGAUUCUUCCGAUAGAAAUGGGGAAACACCGUGAAAAGGAAUGUUGUAGAGUAGCUGAUUCGUUGGAUUCAGCUGUUAGUGGGUUCGCAACUUUUCCGUAUACCAUGUAAACGGACAAUACAUUUAUCAGUAUUACGGCGAGCGAUUGUUAAAUAGUAACUUACUACAGUCUAGAAUCGGUAGCGGUACAAUUGAAUAGGGGCACUCGGAUCGAUCGGAUAGUUUGCAUCUUCGAUGUGAUGGUGGAAGUUGCAGAAAUCGUCGACUCGAACGAGAUAGUUUGCCAGCGUGUUGGUACCACCGUGUCCUCUACUAACGAUAUUCUUCUAGCGACGACAACGUUUUUUUUACUGUGAUGCGCGUUCACCGAUCUCUCGAUCCUACAUACUUGCGUUUAAUUAGCGACUUUCGAUCAUUACUUUUUCAUACGACUGUGUCGAUGUAAAUAUUUGCGAUCGAAACUAACGAAACGACGCGACGCGACGCGGUGAUAUAUCCGUCUUGAAAACAGUUCGAGCGAUCCUCGAAAACUCUAUUUUCCGUAGAUUCUGUUGGUCUUCUUUUUCCUUUUUUUUAACGACAAAUCACUGGAACAAUUAGGGGUGUCAAUGAUAAAGACACCGACUGUUAUCUAGUUUCAUCGUACAAAUAUUCCUUUGAACAAAGAGAACAAAAAUUCCGGAGCAUCGAAGGAGGGGAGGAUGGAAGGAAAGAAGGAAAGAACGAGGAAAGGAUGCGAGAGGCGUGCACUCGACAAGAUGUGAAUCUACGGUGCUCGGAAAUAUUCCAUGUACGUCUGAAUUCCGCGAUUAAAGGGAAUAUCUGUCUCUACUAGUGAUAAUAUUAUCGCGCCGGGUGCAACGAACGAAUGAACCAACCAACGCAAGUUGUUCGUUUCGAGUUGGACAAAUGGGAAUGAAUCUGUCGAAAAGUGGGAAAUGUAACGGAAAGAUGAAAACAACACGAUUGUCGAACGAGCACGAACAGUAACGAAAAAGACAAUAAUUUACGCAGCCUUAUCCGAUGAAAGUAUCUACAGCGUUCCGCUGCACGUUCCUUGAGAUCCGCUCGGAUUCGAAGACGGUGAAUAGAUGGAAUCGCGACGUAGAUCCGUCGACGGGAUCCUCCGAGGUUUCGAUCGCAUCCCGGAUCGCCGGAGAGGGGUAGUGCAUCGGGAGAUGGAUUCCGGUGUGCGGCGGACACCUAACCGAGACCAUAAGAGGCAACUUUUUAUUCUUCCAGCGAGGAAAACUAGCGCGCGGAGAUGUAGUUUUCAUUGCAAAGUAUUCAUCGUUUACUACGACGACUGUUUCGUUGAUGGCUCGUUGCGUCUGACACGCGAUUCGUCAAGGGAUCUCGAGGAUCGCGCAGAUGCUUCAGCGUGCAUGUGCGCGACGCUGCGUUAUCUGUGCGCAUACGAGAGUAUAAGGAUAGAACAGGAAAGUUGCGUGUUUACGAUUAUCGAACGAUUGAGGUGUUUGUUCGCUGCUUGUAUUCGUUAUUGUUGACGCUCGGAACGGUCAACUGUCACUAUUGUACAUGUGAUCGUAUUAUUCUGCGAAACAUGGUGUGUCCGGUCUGAUCGGAUCUCGACGGGUUGCGAAUGCAUCGACGGUAACGGUUACGGUUACGAGCUCGCAAUCAGAGAUCACAGUCGGAAUCGUUCGAGGCAAUUUGUAAUUUGCGAGCCUCGUCACUCGCGACAGCGUCCAAGAGAAACGAUAACGCAGUCGCGAUCGAAUUCGUCGAUUCUCCAAGCGGAUCACGAGGAACGUGUUUCCGAGUAUUGUUCAAUCUGUUCCGAUUGUCGCGUUUAGUUUCUCCUUCCGUGGAUUGAACCGUCUUCUCCUAAAAUCGGUUGUUCACCUGACGACGUCGGUCGUUCGAUGGGACCGUGCUCCGAAGAGUGUUCGGAAAUUGGUGCAAGUAGUGAAUCGUAAUUGGUUACCAUGGUGGGGGGUAACUCGUAGCGGUAUAAUAGUUUAGAUUUAGCCUGAAGUGCGUUAGAAUAACGGCGAUCAAUUUCUCGGUGCCCUUAACACGCGUAGCUCGUAAAUCAAAGUCAAUAUACGAUGAUAACAAGAGAUUCUGGUUUUGCCCGUCCUUUUCUCUUACCUGUCGCUGUCUAGCUAUCGGGGUCCACCAAUUUUCGAACGGUGAACAAGCGAAAAUCGUCGAGUUGCCUGACACUGUACAGGAUCGGAAAGUAUAUGUCGUCGAUAGACAGCAUAAACGACGCACCUUUUUUAAUCGAUGUUUAAUCGAUGUCCCGACAAACAUUCAUUGUUGACUGUUGUAUAACCGUAGAUUUUAUAUUGUGAUCUAUACUAUAUAUAGUAUGCGACACAUAGGCGCCCCGCGCGUGCAUACGCUCUCAGAUAUUCCGAUACUACGUAAUAUAUAAUAUCGUAGAAUGUGCGUUUAGCUUAGCUGCGACAAAGUAGGUAAGUUUCACGAAUGCCUCCUUCUUCCUCUACGCAAUACAUAUAUUUUGUCUUCGUCGAGUCAAUACGUCCGCGUACCUGCGAUUAAUGAGAGGGAAUGCCCGAGAAAUUCUCUGUUUACAUUUUACAUUUUACAAUUUAGAGUUUACGAUUUACAGUUGACGGUUUACAGUUUACGGUUGACAAUUUCUAGCGAUUCAUUAGUCGAUCGAACGGAUUUCUGAAAAGGUUUAUUUCUCGCGGUUCGCGAUCUUUUCGAACGUUGUAUCUACGAUUGUAUUGCCAAUCAUCUCGCACUCGAUAGAGAUACACCUCUCAGCACAGCUCUCUACAUGAACCCAGACCAAUAUAUUUUUCUAUACCUUUCGUGUUUGUAAUUUUGUAACGGUUCGCAGUCGAAUAAUAGACGAAGAAAUUCGCGGAUCGCUUCUAACUAAUUCUAAGUAGCUCCGCAGGGAUUGAAUCGAUGGGCGAUGUAAUCGAGAGCCAAACGUUCCGCGUACCAUCCGAUAGAAUUGGAGUACGAGUAGAUACGCGUAGAGUCGCAUAGCAUUUUAUACUAUCUCUGUAUAGGUGAAAGCAAGUAGAUUUAGUUUCAAGUUAGGUAAACGAUCAACGAACAAAUUGUCUAACAUUUAUCGCGUGAACGCGCAGCGCGUGCAACGGGUAUUGCGCGCGUCCAACGUUUCACGGUGACACGAUGAAAGUAUAAGACUCGUACAACGAACCUGUGGAAACAACAAUAACGAGGCGAUAGAAAAGGCGAUAAAAGGCGACCGACAUCAAUUCCUGCAGGAUCGCAACUCGGGACUCCCUCUGUUAACGUCUCUUGUCGUUGUUAUACAUAUUUCCAGAAUUAUCCUGAAACGUCAAUACGUCUAGUCAUAGUAAUAGCUUAUUACAACGUUAUGUAAAUAAUUGUUUUACCAACUUGAUGAAGAAUCGAGUAUAAAUAUAUAUAUAUAUACAUACAUAUAUAUAUAUAUAUACAUAUACAUAUAUGAACAUGAAAUAUAUGAGAUAAACGAAACGUACUGUACACGCGCUGUACAUGGACACAUUGCGAGAAACGUGCAGUCGAAGGAACGACGCGAACGAUAGGAACGUACACGCGCGUAUACCAAAAUACCGAUACCUAGGUAUACACGUGCAGCCUCGUAGGUAGACUAUUUAUACUAAGAGUAAACGGGCACGCGUAGCGGUAUAAACAGGGCCUAAAUUGCUGCGUGCGUAUGCACUCGAUGCGUAUGCAAAUACACACAUGUAUAUUGUCUGUUUACGCGCAUCACGUUCUGCAAGAAUCAGUUGCGCGUCCAGCAGUUCGGGGAGAGAUGUUGCUUCUUUGAACUCGAACGCACCGUUCACUGGAAUAAAUGCGAAGUAGAACUUAGCGCGCGCGCAUUCGGAUAUGUUUAGAAGAAUACGUUCAGUUGAACCAAUAAAAGAAUCGAUGCGUAUUAAAAGUCGUAUGCGUUUCAUUCUCGUCCAACCGGAACAAGGGGUUGUCGUGAGCUUUUCACCGCAAGUACGGAAGAUUAGCGGCGCCCCUGCUGAAUAUCGUCGAGUAAUUUACCUUUAUUCUCUCGGUAAAUGAAUAUACAAAGUUUACAUCUAAUUUCUUCGUUUAUACGUUGCAUCGGGUAAUAUUGAUACGUCGCGACGAUAAUAAUGUGUCGCUGUUGGAACCGCGCUGACCAUUUUUCUGUUUCUCUUUGAUUCGGCCGUGCAAGCGUCACUGGUGUUCCGACGGAGCUCGACGGUUUCGGUUCUUCCUUUCUCGGUGGACCGCGCGAACGCGGUACGCCUGGCAAGAAGACAGGCCCCGCGAGCACUCGCUAUUGCCAAUCCACGUAAUCGCGUCGACCGACGUGCUUUCCCGUCGUCGGUCCGACCGCUCGCGUCGAACCGAGCGACGAGGCAAUUCUUGCGGUUACCAUCCAUCUACUCGUACUACCUCGACACCGUGAUUCUGUACGACUGCGGCGAAUAUGGCGACUAUGAACAUGGCGAAUAUCAAUAUGGCGCGAUAGGACGCGGCCGGCGAUAUACGGGAGUCAAAGAACAAGAGAAAAAUGGAGUUUGGUCGAAAGUACCUUUGGUAUCGUGCUCCGUGUACCUGUAUGUACGCGCGCGUCUUCCGUCUUCCGUCUUCCGUCUUCUGUAUACUGUCUCCGAGUCCUGCGAGUGUGGGUGUGCGCGCGCGCGCCUGUCUCUGCGUACGUGUAUUCGA
Nomia melanderi (Alkali bee) is the source of this 7322-nucleotide messenger RNA. RefSeq names its product putative sodium/potassium/calcium exchanger CG1090. Lineage: Eukaryota; Metazoa; Arthropoda; Insecta; Hymenoptera; Halictidae. Gene Ontology annotation, cellular component: plasma membrane. Gene Ontology annotation, molecular function: calcium channel activity; calcium, potassium:sodium antiporter activity. The record is from RefSeq and is a predicted model, not a curated record. Gene Ontology annotation, biological process: calcium ion transmembrane transport; intracellular calcium ion homeostasis.